Manis javanica (Malayan pangolin) is the source of this 2053-nucleotide messenger RNA. It is a transcript of the gene DRC4, whose product is annotated as dynein regulatory complex subunit 4. Gene Ontology annotation, biological process: flagellated sperm motility. Gene Ontology annotation, molecular function: small GTPase binding; microtubule binding. Gene Ontology annotation, cellular component: microtubule; Golgi apparatus; motile cilium. The record is from RefSeq and is a predicted model, not a curated record. NCBI's taxonomy places the organism in Eukaryota, Metazoa, Chordata, Mammalia, Pholidota, Manidae.
UGUUCUGCACCGGGUCAGGGGCGGGGAAUGUUGUAUCACUGGUAGCUGGGGCCGGCAGCUGGGCUGCUCGCCGUGCUGUGGCGAUGGGGCGGCAGUCCAGGAGGCGGCAGGACGACCAGAACAGGCGUGACGGUUCUUGGAGCCGCCUGGCAGGUGCUGAUACGUGUCUUGUUUGCCACGAAGCAGCCCUGAUCGCCACCCGCCACCUGUGUCCCUUUGUUGAGGAGAAGCGCUUUGAGCAGGCCAUUGAGAGAGUCCUUGGAGUCUCUUGCCCUGGAAUUUGAUUUGUCGGCUGGAGAAGGAAAUGCAGGUCCUGCAGCCCAGUGAGACCACCGUGUCUGGACGUGUGGUGGUGGGUCAUUCCUGGAGCUCGCGGACCCCUUCUGAAGAUUGUGCAGUUUGGGGUGAGCGAGAAGCUGGGCCAGGUGUCCUUUGACUUCCCUCCGUACCUCGUCAGCUCCGCCCAUGCGCAGACCCUUGCCCUGACAGCGGUGCUGGGAGCAGGUGGACAAGGCGCCCAAAAAGAAAGGGAAGAAAGGGAAAGCCAAAGGUACCUCGACUGUGGACGAGCUCGCUCCGGAGGACAUGAGCAGAGAGCAGGUGGAGGAGCACGUCAGCCGCAUCCGGGAGGAGCUGGACCGGGAGCGGCAGGAGCGCAACUACUUCCAGUUGGAGCGGGACAAAAUCCACACCUUCUGGGAGAUCACGCGGAGGCAGCUGGAGGAGAAGAAGGCUGCGCUGCGGAACAAAGACCGGGAGAUGGAGGAGGCCGAGGAGAGGCACCAGGUUGAGAUCAAGGUCUACAAGCAGAAGGUGAAGCACCUGCUGUAUGAGCAUCAGAACAACCUGACAGAGAUGAAGGCCGAGGGCACGGUAGCCAUGAAGCUGGCGCAGAAGGAGCACCGUACUCAGGAGGGUGUGCUGCGCAAAGACAUGCGGGCACUCAAGGUUGAACUCAAGGAGCAGGAGCUGGCCAGUGAGGUGGUGGUGAAGAACCUGCGGCUGAAACACACAGAAGAGACCACCAAGAUGCGGAAUGACUUUGAGAGGCAAGUGCGAGAAAUUGAGGCCAAGUAUGAUAAGAAGAUGAAGAUGCUUAGGGAUGAGCUGGACCUACGGAGAAAGACUGAGAUCCAUGAGGUAGAGGAGAGGAAGAACGGCCAGAUCAACAUGCUGAUGCAGCGCCACGAGGAGGCCUUCGCAGACAUCAAGAACUACUACAACGACAUCACCCUCAACAAUCUGGCCCUCAUCAACUCCCUCAAGGAGCAGAUGGAGGACAUGCGCAAGAAGGAGGACCACCUUGAGAAGCAGAUGACAGAGGUGUCCAUGCAGAACAAGCGCCUGGCAGACCCUCUCCAGGAGGCUCGGGAUGAAAUGAGCGAGAUGCAGAAGAAGCUCCGGAACUAUGAGAGGGACAAGCAGAUUCUGGCUUGCACAAAAGCACGUUUGAAAGUGACAGAGAAAGAGCUGAAGGGCCUGAAGUGGGAGCAUGAGAUUCUGGAGCAGCGGUUCAUGAAGGUGGAGCAGGAGCGGGACGAGCUCUACGGGAAGUUCACCGCGGCCAUCCUGGAGGUGCAGCAGAAAGCAGGCUUCAGGAACCUGGUGCUGGAACGCAAGCUGCAGGCACUGAGCACUGCUGUGGAGAAGAAGGAGGUGCAGCUCAACGAGGCACUGGCCGCCUCCAACCUGGACCCCGCGGCUUUGACCCUCGUGUCCUGCAGGCUGGAGGACAUUCUGGAAUCAAAGAACACCACCAUCAAGGACUUGCAGUACGAGCUGGCCAGGGUCUGCAAGGCCCACAAUGACCUGCUGCGCACCUAUGAGGCGAAGCUUCUGGCCUUUGGGAUCCCUCUGGACAACGUGGGCUUCAAGCCCCUGGAGACAGCUGUGAUUGGGCAGACGCUAGGUCAGGGCCCCGCAGGACUCGUGGGCACCCCGACAUAGCUCCCACCCGAGACCAUUCCCUACAUGACACUUUUCAUGCACCAAGGGCAGCGUGUAUGUGUUUUCAGAUGUGUAUUGUUGGCAAAUGAAGGUUUCUUAUGUUUGC